GCAAGCAAGGCAGACUCAAAGUAAGGGCAAUAUAUAAUGCAAAAAGAGGGUAAAAAACAGUCCUUUUUCUGAACUCCAUCCUUCAUUAUGAUCUGUCCUAUCUGUAGAACCAUCACUCUGACACCUUCAGCUGCCAGUAAGACGUACUUGUGGUUUUUGAGGAAAAAAAGGAAGUUAAAGAGCAUCGGCAAUUCUGUAUGUUAGCUGAGUGAGAGAGUGCUGAAAGGAAGUAUGGCUGCUUUGGCGUCUGCUGACAGGAGAGGAGGUCCAGGGUAAGAGAAGUAGCUGCGGUUCUGUGAAGAAUGGAAAAGUUAGUGUGGCUAGUGGUGUUCAUGAAUUCCUUCACCUUCUUCCAUGUGAAUCUGCACUGAAUGACAGAGAACUUGGGAAACAGGAUAAGAGGAAAAUGUUGAAAACUGCUUUGAAAGCCAUCCUGGAACUGACUGGCACCCACGACACUGAAGGGACAUGGAAGAGUUCCAUCACUUUGCCAUGUGUCUACGAGCCUUCCCAGGACUUUGUGCAGCAAACUGUCAUUUGGACCCUGUUCCGAGAUCAAAGCCCUGCCACCGUCUUUCGAAGGGAUAGCUCUGGCGAUCACAUCCUGUUGUCACAGUACAGAGGUAGGGUCAGCAUGCCAAAUAGCAUGCCAGGGGAUGUCUCUCUUGAAAUUGAGAAGCUUGAAGUUAGAGACAGUGGACACUACACUUGCAAAGUCACCUGGAGAGCCCAGGACAACAGCCUGCUAACGAGGGAGAGAACCACUACAGUUAAGGUUGUUAAAGUUGCAGUGACUAAACCCAUCGUCAGACCAGGGCCUCUGGGAUUCACUGUACCAAAAGGGGCUAGGACAAGCCUGACCUGCUCUGCCAAAGGGUCCCCACCCAUCACCUACCGUUGGUUCAAGGGAGAGCCAGGAGGAAACACAGUGCUUGUGAGCAAUCAUGCCAUACUCAUGUUUGAUUCACUGCGAACGUCUGACACGGGGAAAUAUUACUGUGAAGCAGAAAACAGAGCAAGCUCGCAAGUAGUGCAGCAGAGUGAUGCAGUGCAGCUGACUGUGAGGGGUUACCAGGGGAAUGGCCUGCCCCUCUAUCUCCUCAUCCUGAUGGUUGUGCUCUGUGUGGCUGUGGCGUGUGUUGUCAUUGCGGUCGUCUUGUAUAAGAGAAAGACCAAGAAGGAUAAUCUGAAUGAAAUAACAGAUCAUAACUCCAAGAACCUCACAAGAGGAGAGACUUGUUCAGGAGUCAAUGACAAGUGCACAUAUGAGGAAGCAAAAUCUAGAGGUGAAAACAACUAUACAUCACAGCCUUUGAAAGAGAAUGAAUAUGAGACAAUUGGCACAGUGAAAAACAAUGACUAUGCAACUCUUAGGAAAACAACAGCAUCUGAAUAUGAAUUGGGGGAUGUUCCAUAGAAAACCAGCAUUUACACACCAGCAACAGCGCAGAAGAUAGGGCUGUAGAGCUUGAAUGGUGACUAUUCAUUACGGGAAGCCCUUCAUCCUUUCCACUUUCUUCUCUGAUAAAAAAUAUUAAGCUCAUUGCUUUAAUUGUUGAAGGGCAAUUGCAUCACCCUCUGGUUCUUCAUGGAAUCCAGUCUGCCCUAUUGAUGCUUGAGAACUUGCAUGAAACCUUCCUAAAAUCAGCUUCCUUGUGUAAACUAUCCAGGAAUGAUACACGGUGAGAAGUUUCUUUUUCUCUCUCUCUCUCUCGGGUUUAACGUUCAGCACAGACAAUGGAAGGUCCUUUUAAUAACACGAGGAGAGUUCAGGAAAAAAACUGAAAGCAAGGUCAAAAUAAGAACCACACAGCACUGGAGGUACCUGUGGAAAGGAAUAAACUCUACAUCUACAUCUUGCUCUGUAAUAGUUUUUGUACCAUACCUCUACUGCAGUGAGGAAGUCUGUAUGUAUUCUGUAGUAAAGCUUGGCUGCUAACGAGCUAGCCAGUCAUAUGGUAUCUCAAAUUGCAACUUGGGACCUAUUCUUUCAGAGAGUCCCUUUCUUUCGUCUUCUGCUAGAAUUGCAUUUUUAAUAUUUUGGAAAAGAUGGAAGAUACUUUUUAAAAAGUCUGUGGCUAGGAGUGUUGCAUCUCCAGCUGUUGCUUUUUUCUGCUCCUUGCUUUGCCCUUAGGCUUUAAUAUAGGCAACAUUGUUUUAGCAUGGAAUCAUAUGCUAACAACCAUCCCUUGUGCCAGCUCUUAAGUGUUUGUGUUAAUAAAAACUUUCCACUCUG
Molecule: messenger RNA, 2236 nt
Organism: Gopherus flavomarginatus (Mexican gopher tortoise)
Lineage: Eukaryota; Metazoa; Chordata; Testudines; Testudinidae
Product: V-set and immunoglobulin domain-containing protein 4-like
Exons: 7
Coding region: 407-1417 (336 amino acids)
Biological process (GO): negative regulation of interleukin-2 production; negative regulation of T cell proliferation; negative regulation of complement activation, alternative pathway
Molecular function (GO): complement component C3b binding
Source: RefSeq, a predicted model, not a curated record